UUUGGAAAUAGCUUCAUUCGCAUUGCUCCACCACCGCGUCGACCUGGGAGCGAGGGACAGUUCUCGAACCAUGGAUGAGCCGGCUUUGAUCUUCUUGCUCGGUCCUUUUGGGCAUCACACCGACUUUGUCGUUCGGAAUGGCCGUCAUCCCCAUGGCUGGGGCUUCUAUAAGGCUGGCCUUCCUCCCUGAUUUUUCAGGUCUAUCCAUCCAUCUCAAUCCAUCAAAACCACUACACAAUUACUACUCCCUACAUCCUAUAUUAUUUGAAUACCAUACAUGUCGAACAAUGCCACUGAACGUGCAAGCUUCCGAAGAAGGGUGCUGGGAAAGCUCGCCGUGUAUGGAAAUGCACGAUCCCUGCUCUCUCGAACCUCUCGUUCAUCCUCCAAAAUUCAUGGGACGGGAAGCUGAACACACCGGUAGACCCGAGAACCAUUUUCCCCAGAGUGUCUCUGCCAAUGAGUUUCCCUCUGGCUGGCAAUUAAGCACCAACCAGGGCGUCACUACUCCCCCAAUGGACGGGACGGAGUUUGUCAACGUCGACUUGAACGCAUGGUACCCUCACUACACGGCUUGUCUGCAACAUUUCCUCGACCAUGCCCAGCAUUCCGCCCCGGUCCAGGCAGUGGCCGCCUUUAUCAACAUCCGACUGCCAUACCAGCGGCCCACCGAUCCAGUCUGGCGGUUUUCUGGCGCGCAGCCAGUCGAUUCAACCUCCGUGAUAGGCGCCGCCCCUACAUCAUCGGCAUAUGUGUCACUGCGGCCUUAUCUGCGACGGUUAAUCGUGACAGGCCAGGACACGCCAACGGUCCUGCAUGCGUUCUUUGGCGGUGAUUGGGUAACGGGUAUCGGAUGCAUCUGCAAGCAGGAGCGGGUGAACUACUUGUUUACAGCCAAGAGUAGCGGAUGGGCAGCGACCAAGUCGACCUAUGACAUUCUCCCAGACCAACAGACACCGUGUCUACGACCACUACGGGAGCCGAGUGAAGAAGAACUACGAUCAGCGGAAACACGAUGGAGCGAAUGGUUAGCGAUGGAGGACUGGAUGGUCGGACCGCGGAGUCCGUGGUAAAUUGGGAAUUACGACUGCGAUGCGACAUGAUCAUGAGUCACUCAUUUGAUUUUUCUUUUGUAAAAGCUAUCUAAUUCUAUUACACGCUUUCCUACACUUUGAAUAAAAAUUUUCACUGGAAAAAUCUUCCUGCAGAACAGUUAAAACCGGGUAAGGCUGAUCUAAAAGCGGACACGGAAUGAU
Molecule: messenger RNA, 1256 nt
Organism: Aspergillus wentii DTO 134E9
Lineage: Eukaryota; Fungi; Ascomycota; Eurotiomycetes; Eurotiales; Aspergillaceae
Exons: 2
Coding region: 138-1073 (311 amino acids)
Source: RefSeq, a predicted model, not a curated record